Ctenocephalides felis (cat flea) is the source of this 1213-nucleotide messenger RNA. RefSeq names its product xin actin-binding repeat-containing protein 2-like. The coding region runs from base 16 to 981 and encodes 321 amino acids. The transcript has 7 exons. The record is from RefSeq and is a predicted model, not a curated record. Gene Ontology annotation, biological process: actin filament bundle assembly. Lineage: Eukaryota; Metazoa; Arthropoda; Insecta; Siphonaptera; Pulicidae. Gene Ontology annotation, molecular function: actin filament binding. Gene Ontology annotation, cellular component: actin cytoskeleton; plasma membrane.
UGACCUCCAAGAAUAAUGUGUUACCACAGCCAUUUUUCUUUCCUUAAAAUUAUUCCAUGUGUUAAGAUGACCGAAUCACCAGAACGAGAAGUCUACAGGGAUCCAUCCAUUGUCACUUCUGACAACAAGAGUAAUGAUGAAAAUGGUGAUGAUCCAGAAAUUGCCGAAAAGAGCCACACCGCUACUAAAAUGUUGAAUAUCUUCAGACAGAUGGAAGAACGAAAGGAAACACAGCCACAAGGUCCUAAACCCUUGAAGAGGUUUACACCUCCUCCAGAGGAGACCCCAAGGAGGUUCCUGGAUACCAAUGACCAGAGUGACAACUCUGGUGUUACUGACAGUGAUACUGAUGAUGAAGUUCAAAAUGAAAAUGAACCUCAGAAUGGUCACCAUCAGAAUGGUGUCGGUAGGGAUGGUGUUGAUUAUGUUAAAGCGAGUGACAAGUGUGAGGAUGAAUUUUUGAAACAGGCAAGAAAUGAAGCAAGAGCCAAACAACUCAGAGCCAAAUUUGAGAAAUGGGAAAGCAAUGAAAUCAAAAGGGAACAAAGUACGAUAAAUGUUCUUGAAGAGUGCCAAACUGAAAAUAAUGACUCACAAUUAGAAAGUGCCAAAAGUCUGCGGGAUAGAUUUGAAUCAAUGCGCGAGAUGACGAAUCAAAUGAACAAGUCACCACGUGUAAAAGUGAAUCGAUUUGUGGAGAUUCAGACGAAUUGUGCCGAAUACUGUGCUAUUUGUGAGAAGAAAGUGUAUCCCCUGGAGAAAAUUGAUUGCAACAGCAAAAUCUAUCACAAGCAAUGCUUCAGAUGCGUCCACUGCAACGCCGUAUUGAGAAUGGACACUUACACCCACAAUCAUGGAGUUCUGUAUUGCAUCCCUCAUUUCAAGCAACUCUUUAUCUCCAAAGGCAAUUACGAAUCCGGAUUUGGUUUGGAUCCACACAAGACCAAAUGGGAGAAGCAAGAAGUCACUGCCAAUGAAUAGGAAACACAUCUGGAAUUAUAAAAAAAAAAUUAAACGACUAAAUAAUCGUUUUACAAAUAUCAGGUUAGAACUCCGAAGACGGUAACAAAAAUAAUGAGCAGAAAUUAUGAUUUCAAAAGAGUUUUGCAUAUGAUGGGAUAAAUUAUCGAAAAACAUUUAUUGUUCAAUGGUAAGCAUAACAUACAGGUCUUAGUGUCUUUGUUUAAAAUUUUACUAUUUUAGUCGAAGGAGU